Messenger RNA from Lodderomyces jiufengensis, 1041 nucleotides. Its product is annotated as snoRNA-binding rRNA-processing protein. The record is from RefSeq and is a predicted model, not a curated record. Gene Ontology annotation, cellular component: Pwp2p-containing subcomplex of 90S preribosome; small-subunit processome. The transcript has a single exon. Lineage: Eukaryota; Fungi; Ascomycota; Pichiomycetes; Serinales; Debaryomycetaceae. Gene Ontology annotation, molecular function: snoRNA binding; protein binding. Bases 1 to 1041 code for a protein of 346 amino acids. Gene Ontology annotation, biological process: maturation of SSU-rRNA from tricistronic rRNA transcript (SSU-rRNA, 5.8S rRNA, LSU-rRNA).
AUGGCUGAUAAAGUAAGGUAUUACCUAGAACAAUCAGUUCCCGAGCUAGAAGAUCUUAAAACAAAAGGUUUAUUCGAUAAAAAUGAAAUCACAAUAAUAAUGAGAAGACGUACUGAUUUUGAACAUAGAAUUACAGGUAGAGGAUCAAAACCUCGAGAUUUUUUAAAAUAUAGUGAAUUUGAACAAAAUUUAGAAAAAUUACGUAAAAAAAGAUAUAAUAGAUUAAAAGACUUUAUAAAUACUAAAUCAAGUAUUAGUGAUUAUGCUGGAGUACGCCGUAUAAUGUUUAUAUUAGAUAGAGGAACUAAAAAAUUCCCAGGUGAUUUACAAUUAUGGAAUCAAUAUCUUGAAUUUGCUAAAAGAAACGGUGCUAUAAAAGCUAUAUACAAAAUAUAUUCAAGAUUAUUACAAUUACAACCUAGAAAUAUUGAUGCUUGGUUAUCAGCUGCAAAAUAUGAAUUUGAAGAAAAUGGUAAUGCAAAGGGUACAAGAUUAUUAUUUCAAAGAGGUCUUAGAUUAAAUCCUGAAUCUGAAAAAUUAUGGUUAAAUUAUGUACAAUUUGAAUUAACAUAUAUUUCUAAAUUAUUAGCUAGAAAAGAAUUAGGUAAGAUUUUACAAGUUGAACAUGAAAUGGAAUUACCUAAUGCUCCUGAAAUUGAAGAAUUGCCUGAUAUUGAAGAAAAAUCACCAGCUUUGCGAGGAGAUAUUGUAAUAGCUAUAUUUGAAGCAUGUGUUGCAAAAUUGGGUUUAGGAGUUGUUGAAAAUUUUUUAAAUGUAAUUGAUCAAUUUGAUAUGGAUAAGAAUUAUCUUUAUAGUCAAAUUUUACAAUAUUUACAAACUAAUUACCCAAAUGAUAUAAGAACAAAAUAUAUUGAUACAACCCUACCUUUAAGAUACAAUGAUAUACAAUUAGCAGUUAAUAAAUGUUUAGCAUAUAACGAUAAAGAAUUAACAAAUAUGUUUAUAAAUAGACUUCGACAAAUUAAAGGUAAUGCUAAAAUAGAGUCCAUUAUACAAUCAAUUAUUAGAAAACUUAAUUAG